This is a messenger RNA of Arachis ipaensis, 609 nucleotides long. NCBI's taxonomy places the organism in Eukaryota, Viridiplantae, Streptophyta, Magnoliopsida, Fabales, Fabaceae. The record is from RefSeq and is a predicted model, not a curated record.
GUCUUGAAGAAUCAUAAGUGGUGGUUCUCAACUUGUUUAUGUGGUUCUCUUGUGUCAACUAAUAAAAAUAUUUUAUCAUGUGAUCUAUGUCAGCUUCAAUGCAUUGAUGCUGUCCGAAGGUUCUGCUUAAAGGUUGUGAUGUCUCAUUCAAAUGGAAACAAUAUAUUUGUUCUUAAAGAUCAUGAAGUUGUCCAAAUAAUAAAGACAAGAUGCUCGAGCUUUUUGGAUAAUCACCCAGAGUUGAAUCAGGGAUCUUAUUGCAAAGUUGUUCCAUUGAAACUCAUUUCAAGUCUUUUGCACAAAAAAGUUGUCUUCAUGGUUGAUGCUAGGCCUGUAGGUUAUGAGAUGAAUCGAUCUGUGUAUAUUGUUCAACAAAUCUGGGAUGAUGCCUCUGUUAUUAAUGUUUUUGAGGCUGCUACUGAGAUGAAUGAGCAUAAGAUUUGUUUUCGUGUUUCUGGAUCGUUUCUUGGAUUAUCUGAGUUUUCUCUCCGUCGGAAAACUGUGCAUCAAGGUUACCCACUUCGGUCGACAUUUUCGAUGAAGAUGUAUAAGAGAUCAAUUGAGAAUGGAGGUGGUUUUGGAUCUGAAAUUGCAACCGGGUUCCACUGA